CAGCGCCCCUCGAUUCAGAUUUAAAAUGGCUGCGCUCAUGAAAAAUGUUUUCAAAUUUAUUGAUAUUGGCGCUAACUUGACAGAUCCAGUAUUUAGAGGUGUUUAUAGAGGGAAAAGACAUCAUGAAGAUGAUUUUUUGGAUAUGCUUAAGAGAGCAAAAGAUGUUGGUAUGGAAAAGAUUAUGGUGACAGCAGGAUGUUUAAAAGAUGCCAAGGAAGCUGUUGAGCUGGUACAACAACAUGAUAAUUUAUAUACAACAAUAGGAUGCCAUCCAACACGAUGUGGAGAUUUUGAGAAGUCAGGAGAGCCUGAUGGUUAUAUGAAUAAACUACUGGACAUUGCUGUACAGAAUAAACAUAAAGUGGUAGCUGUAGGAGAAUUUGGACUGGAUUAUGACAGGUUACAGUUUUGCCCAAAAGAAACACAGCUGAAAUAUUUUGAAAAACAGUUUGAGAUGGUAGAACAGCUACAGCUACCGUUAUUUCUACACUCGAGAGCCGCUGCCCUAGAUUUCUCUGCAAUUAUUAAACGUCACAGAGACAAGAUAAAAGGCGGUGUUGUGCAUUCAUUUACAGGAACGAAGGAGGAGGCAGCAGAGAUUCUAGAUCAGGGUCUUUAUAUUGGCAUCAAUGGAUGUUCUUUAAAAACACAGGACAAUAUUGAUGCCAUGUGUUCAAUUCCAAGUGAUAGAAUUAUGAUUGAAACAGAUGCCCCAUGGUGUGAUAUACGUAACACACAUGCUAGCUCCAAGUUUGUACAAACACAGUUCCCAACCAAAAAGAAAGAAAAGUGGGAGAAAGGAUCUAUGGUUAAAAGUAGAAAUGAACCAGCAACAAUUAUACAAGUUUUGGAGGUACUGGCUGCAGCAAGGAAAGAAGAUAUCUCAGAUCUUAGCAAUAUCAUUUUUGAAAAUACAGACAAAAUGUUCUUUGGGAAAGAGACAUAACUAUUUUGUUAAUUAGAGCCUACAGGGUAUAAAAAAAGGUUGUCAGUAUCAUAUUUUAAUGUUUAUUCUAAUAUGCUUGUCUCUGUUAAAACACACUUACGCUAGAAUGAAUAAGUGUUUACGUGUGGUGACGUCAAAGUUUUUGUUGCGACCAAGAAAGAGCGCUACUAUAUUUUAUCUACUUUUUUAGAUUAAGGGCAUAUUAGAAUUGAAAUAAUUUAUAGCAAAACCGUGUUUAAACACUAUUUAUACACUCGGGCGGUUAUACGUCGUACAAAUAAUUUCACUCGGGAUGUGCCCUCGUGAAAUUAUUGCGCCCAAUGUAUAACCGCCCAUCGUGCAUAAAUAGUGAUAAAACACUCUUUUGCUAUGUACUAUUUCUUAAAUAUAAGAAAGAAAUGAAUAAA
Messenger RNA from Mercenaria mercenaria, 1353 nucleotides. RefSeq names its product deoxyribonuclease TATDN1-like. The record is from RefSeq and is a predicted model, not a curated record. Gene Ontology annotation, molecular function: 3'-5'-DNA exonuclease activity. The coding region runs from base 26 to 946 and encodes 306 amino acids. NCBI's taxonomy places the organism in Eukaryota, Metazoa, Mollusca, Bivalvia, Venerida, Veneridae. Gene Ontology annotation, cellular component: cytosol. The transcript has 12 exons.